Molecule: messenger RNA, 2782 nt
Organism: Anolis carolinensis (green anole)
Lineage: Eukaryota; Metazoa; Chordata; Lepidosauria; Squamata; Anolidae
Gene: aqp1
Product: aquaporin 1 (Colton blood group)
Exons: 4
Coding region: 251-1060 (269 amino acids)
Biological process (GO): hyperosmotic response; carbon dioxide transmembrane transport; renal water transport
Cellular component (GO): membrane
Molecular function (GO): ammonium channel activity; water channel activity; carbon dioxide transmembrane transporter activity
Source: RefSeq, a predicted model, not a curated record
GGGUGAAGAAAUUGGCAGGCGAGGGAGAACGGUGCCUUACAUCAGUCCAACAGUCAGCAUCCCGAUGUUCUUUCCUUUUCCCUCCUCCAGACCACCCAAAGCCCUAUAAAUAAUCGACUCUCCCCGUUGCCUCCUCAGACUCCUUCCUCCCAGCAAGGAAGCCUGUUGAGUUGGCAAAGGGUUGGAGAGGCAGAGGGAAUAACAGGCUGAAGAAAGAAGCAGGACUGAAGAAGAAGGCACGGUAGCCAAGAUGGCCAGCGAGAUCAAGAAGAAGAUGUUCUGGCGGGCCGUGGUGGCCGAGUUCUUCGGCAUGAGCCUCUUCAUCUUCAUCAGCAUCGGGGCGGCCUUGGGCUUCAAUUUCCCCAUCUCGAGCAACAAGACCUACACGCCGAUGCAAGACAACGUGAAGGUCUCCUUGGCCUUCGGGAUCUCCAUCGCCACCAUGGCCCAGAGCGUGGGCCACAUCAGCGGGUGCCACUUGAACCCGGCCGUCACCUUGGGCCUCCUGCUCAGUUGCCAGAUCAGCAUCUUGCGGGCCGUCAUGUACAUUAUCGCCCAGUGCCUUGGGGCCGUGGUGGCCACCGCCAUCCUUUCGGGUGUCACGUCAUCAUUGCCAGACAACACCCUUGGGCUCAACCAGCUGGCGGGAGGAAUCAAUUCAGGACAGGGCCUUGGCAUUGAGAUCAUUGCCACCCUGCAACUGGUUCUCUGUGUUUUGGCCACCACGGACAGGAGGAGGACCGACGUCACUGGAUCAGCCCCACUGGCCAUUGGACUUUCUGUAGCCCUGGGACAUCUUCUCGCAAUUGACUACACCGGCUGUGGAAUUAACCCUGCCAGAUCUUUCGGUUCAGCUUUGGUCGCCAACGAUUUUACCCAUCACUGGAUCUUCUGGGUUGGCCCAUUACUCGGCGGAGCCAGUGCUGCUCUCAUCUACGACUUCAUCCUUGCUCCCAGGAGCAGCGAUGUCACCGACCGGAUGAAAGUCUGGACCAGCGGCCAGGUAGAAGAAUAUGACCUCGAUGCAGAUGACUCCAGAGUGGAGAUGAAACCAAAAUAAAGGCGAAUCGAGACAGGAAGAUAAUGGGGAAAAAAACCCCAAUUUCUGAAGUUUUUUUAAAAAGAGAAAAUAUCAGUAUUAUAGACUCUUUGUAAACAACAAGCAGUUCUUUCCAAAUGUUUUUAUAAGUCAUUAGAGUUUUCUUUCCAUAUUUCUGUCUCCUGUUCUUUCUCGACUUUUAGAUCUGUUGCAAAAUGGGAGGGAUAAAAAUGGUUUUUAUUUUUCAGUAAAUGUGGGCUAGAGAUUGACAGCAUUUCAGAUUUCAAUAUCUCUAUUCAAAGGAUGUGUCUUUUCCUAAAACAGAUGAGCACAGAAGGAUAAUGUCCCUGAGAGCGGAGUCGGAAAUGAGUAUUGAUCAGAGGCGCCGGUGGAGAAAAUGUCUUGAGUUUCAGUCUGAGGACCAAAUUCUAGAAAAGAAAAAAAAAGACCAUGGAAACAUCUUCGUACUUCAGGACUCAUUCUGUGCAAAAUUUGCAUGUGGUGUUUUUGUGCAAAAUUCAGUAUUUUCUGCAUACUCGACAGUGUUUUCUGUAAGGAAUAUGAUAUUUCAAUGCAGAAUUAUUACUUCCAAAUUUUUUGUAAUUGAGGACUUAUUCUGCACAAAAUUUGUAAAUGUCUAAUUUGCACAUAAAAUAUUAUUUUAUACACGCUGUUUUCCUGUGCAGAAAAUGCUGCUUUCCAUGCAAAAUAGCCACAUGUCAAUUGUGUGCAGAAUAAUUCCCAAGUUGCGAAUGGCCUUUGAAUAUUGUGUGGUUUCCAUAGACCUUCUUGCAGCUGGAAGGAAAUUGCUGAAAUUAUCCACUGCUAGCUCCAAGAAGAAACUAAGGAUGCAUCUACAUUGCAGAGUGAAUGUGUUUUAGUUGCCAUGGCUGGAUGCUAUGGAAUCCUAGGAGUUGAUGAGAUAUCACCACUCGUUGGCGGAAAAGAUUAAAGAUUUUGGAAAACUGCAAAUCCCAGGAUCCCAUAGCAUUGAAGCAUGGUAGUUAAGGCGGUUUUGCAAUGGGUUAAACCCUUGUGCCAGCUGAACCUCUGACUUGAAGGUUCGUGGUUCAAAUCUGCGAGAUGAGGUGAGCUCCCAUCUGUCAGCCCUAGCUUCCCAUGCAGGAUGUUAACACAUCCAGGUGAUGCUUUUGAAGACAGCUGAUUCUCUCACACCUGAAGCAACUUUCCACAAUUCGCUUCUGACAUGAUAAAAAUAGUUAAAGUGGUGUUAAACUGAGUUAGUAGCAUAGGUAAAACCACAACUUUCAUGAUUCUACGGCAGUCAUGGUCAAACUUGGGCCCUCCGGGUGUUUUGGACUUCAACUCCCACAAUUCCUAACAGCCGGUAGGCUGUUAGGAAUUGUGGGAGUUGAAGUCCAAAACACCUGGAGGGCCCAAGUUUGCGCCUUUUUCAACAGCAUUGUAUCAUGGCAGUUAAAGUGGUUUCAAACCGCAUUGAUUCUACAGUGUAGACACCUACUCUGUUUUAUAUGUAAAGAAACAAAUCUAUUUCAGUUCACAUAAUCUAUUAGUUAUGAUCUAUUUUGACCUUCACGAACCAAAAGGGCUCUAAGAAUAGUCUGGAAAUAUUUCCACUUCAGUUAGAAGAAGCAAGCAGAACAUGUUCCUAGUUAUUUCUUAACUAUCUUUGACAUGGUAUUUUGUGUCAUGUGCAUGUAAAUAUGGUGUCAUGACUGCAUAAGUGACUGGCUGAAAAAUAAAGAAAACUUGUGCUUAUCA